Metarhizium album ARSEF 1941 is the source of this 1137-nucleotide messenger RNA. RefSeq names its product methoxy mycolic acid synthase 1. Bases 1 to 1137 code for a protein of 378 amino acids. The record is from RefSeq and is a predicted model, not a curated record. NCBI's taxonomy places the organism in Eukaryota, Fungi, Ascomycota, Sordariomycetes, Hypocreales, Clavicipitaceae. The transcript is spliced from 3 exons.
AUGCAUCUUCCAUUGUUGCCAGAAACCUUCAGCAGGCAAUUAAGAGAUGGAUCUGACCUCGUUCGAAACGCAAUAGUUGGCUUGGCCUGGACACCUGCCGUGUCUGUGGCGAGAUCGGCCAUUCUCGCUACUUUGUCAUGCAUUGACACUGGUACGCUUCUACUUGUCAAUGAACCCGGAGAAACUCGUCAUGUGUUUGGUCGAAACCUCUCUUCUGGUGUUGACCUGUCGCCCACGGCGAGUACUCGGGAGAGGCGGGCAGGCAAUACACCUCGCGUGGAGAUUGUUAUCAAGAGGGAGACGUUUUGGAUGCGGCUGUUUUUGUUUGCUGACAUUGGGUUUUCUGAGGCAUACAUGCUCGGAGAUUUCCUCUGCGAAGACCUGACUUCAUUCUUCCAGCUCUUCAUCAUCAACAGAGACCGCAUGAGCAACGGAACCACGAUCGGAUCUAGGAUCUCAUCUUCGCUUUCCUAUCUUGCCAGAUCCACCAAUACUCUCUCCAGCUCAUUAUUGAACAUUUCGGCGCACUAUGACAUUAGUAACGACAUGUUUGCCGCCUUCCUCUCAAGCGACAUGACAUACUCUUGCCCAAUCUGGCAAACUCGAGUCGGUCCCGGCCUAGAUGACGAGAGUCUAGAAUCUGCCCAGCAGAGGAAACUAGCUCGCUUUGUCGAUGGCGCAAAGCUCAAGGCAACGGACCAUGUUCUUGAAAUAGGUACUGGUUGGGGCUCCUUUGCCAUCGAAGCUGUCCGCAAAGCUGGUUGCAGAGUAACGACCAUAACACUUUCUAAGGAGCAAAAAGAAUUGGCAGAGGCACGAGUGUGCGCGGCCGGCUUGCAUGAAAGAAUCGAGGUGAUGUUGACUGACUACCGCCAACUCCCUGUCCCCGAAAAGCCAUACGACAAGAUUGUGUCUAUUGAAAUGCUCGAAGCAGUUGGUCAGGAGUACCUGGGGACUUAUUUCAAGUGCGUCAAUAGACUCCUCAAGCCAGACGGAGGCAUCGCGAUGUUCCAAUGUAUAACGAUGCCUGAGAACCGUCAUGAAGCAUACUCCAAAUCAGUAGAGAGGGUACCUACCCUCGAUCACACAAUUGUUGAGCCACAUCAGCGAGCACUCCCAUGGCACACUCAUAGUUGA